Molecule: messenger RNA, 2593 nt
Organism: Eupeodes corollae
Lineage: Eukaryota; Metazoa; Arthropoda; Insecta; Diptera; Syrphidae
Gene: Wdfy2
Product: WD repeat and FYVE domain-containing protein 2
Exons: 7
Coding region: 296-1522 (408 amino acids)
Molecular function (GO): protein binding; metal ion binding
Source: RefSeq, a predicted model, not a curated record
CGAAACAACGAUACAAAAGCUGUCAAAAGUGCAGGUUGGCAUCUCCGACGUCCCGAUCCCGACGAAUUGCCUACACACUGCCGUGUCGUUGAAAAAAAAAAAGAAAAACGUAAAAAGAAAAACUAAUUUUUCCACAAUAUCCCUUCUUUGGGGCGUAAAAAGUGUUUUUGUUUAAACUUUUCUUUAUGUGUCUUUAGGAUAUUUAUAAUUUCCGAAAACAUCUUCUAAAACUAAAAAACAAACAAAGAAGAAAAUUUAAAUCAAAUCAAAUUAAAAGCAAACUUAAUCAAAUAACAUGGCUGCAGAAAUAAAACCUGCAUUGAGAACAAUAAGCGAUCGUUUUAGCACCGCUAAGAAACCCGACUUGCUUAGCAAAUUGGAAGGCAGUAACGAUGACGUUAACGCGGCUAUAUUGAUACCGGGAGAAAAUGGAGUAAUUAGUGUAUCUGAUGAUAAAACAAUCAGGGUGUGGCUUAAGCGAGAUUCUGGGCAAUAUUGGCCAUCGAUUUGCCAAUACAUGCCCUCUGGAUGUACGUCGUUGUUCUAUUACGACGACACUAGGCAGUUGUUUGUGGGCCAAGAGAAUGGAACUGUGUCGCAGUACACUCUGUCCGAAGAUUGCAAUCGUUUGUCGCUGGUGCGCGAUUAUCUGGCACAUCAGGCUCGCGUUGUGGCCGUUUUGUUUGCCAAAAUCCAAUCGUGGGUUCUAUCAUGCGCUAAGGAUAAGUUCUUUGCCUAUCACUGCACCGAAACUGGACGUCGUUUGGGUUGCUAUACAUUCGAGACACCAUGUACUGCUUUGCAAUUCGAUGCAAUGGCCAGAUAUGCAUUCAUUGGAGAUUUAGCCGGACAAAUAACGAUGUUGCGAUUAGACGUACAGGGUUCAUCGCUAAUCACCACAUUCAAAGGUCACACAGGUGGUAUUCGUUGCUUGAAGUGGGUCGAAGUUCCACAAUUGCUUUUUAGUGGUGCAUCAGAUCAAUCAGUUAUUGUUUGGGAUGUAGGUGGGAAACGUGGUACAGUCUAUGAAUUGCAAGGACAUAACAAUAAAGUAUCUGCUCUAUCUUAUGCAAAUCACCCACAACAACUUAUUUCGUGUGGUGAAGAUUCAGUUAUUGUACUUUGGGAAAUGAAUGCUAUGCGCAAAGAAGUUCCCGAAUGGAUUGAAUCAAAUAAUUGCCAAUUAUGUUCGAGACCGUUCUUUUGGAAUUUCCGUUCAAUGAUGGAUCAAAAACAAAUUGGCAUCAGGCAACAUCAUUGUCGUCAUUGUGGCAAAGCUGUUUGUGACAAUUGUUCAUCGAAUCGCAUUAACAUUCCCAUUAUGGGCUUUGAAUUUGAUGUGCGUACUUGUGAUCCUUGUUUUAAGAAAUUGCAGACUGUUGAACGUCCGUCUCUUGCAACUUUCCACGAUGCUAAACAUUCGAUUGUUUCAAUUGAUCUCGAUGAGGAUCGUAAGCGUUUGCUUACCGUUGGACAAGAUAGAAUCAUUAAAAUAUGGGAUCUUUCACCAAUCUGGGCAUAAUAUUCACCAAACUGUGAGAGUUUAUCAUCACAAGCACCAACAUCAUCGACACCACCAUCGUCUCCGUCAUCAUCAUCACCGAUCGUUAUUAAAAAACAACAACAUCAAGAAAAAGAAGAAACAGAUAACUUAUUCACUCGCCCAACGAAUAGCCUUGAUGGUAAUUUCAAAAAAUAUCCCAACAUUCAACAACAGCAAAUAUCAACAACACCGUCAAAGGCAUCAACAACAAAUGAGUUUCCUUCGGUUUAUUAUCUUCAAAGAAGAAAUAAUUAGGAAUUAGGUAAAAAAAUGAAUGCUCUUUUCUGUUCUUCUUCUUCUUCGUUUUCUCGGUUUUUGAUUUGCAUUUUCUUAUAACUAAGCAAAACAAAUAUUAAAGUUAAAUUUUAAUCCACAAAAUUUCAGUUGAAUGCGUGUAAUUUACCAAAAUAUUAAAAUAAUCUAUCAAGAUUUGACUGAUUGAGAAUUGUGUAACUGCGCCUAGAAAGCUUUAUUAACAAUUUCUUCUUAAAACUCACACAUUCAAAUUAAUUCUAGUAGAUAUGUACGAAGAGGGUGUUCCAUUACCAGCGCACUUUCAAACCAGAUGACAAUCUCAAUCAAAUUGAUUAGUUAAACAACAAAGACUGAUUCCACUUUGGUUAUCAUCGUGGUUUGAAUUUUUGCUCUGGAAUACUUAUGUACGUACAGAUUUACAUACUUUUUUCAUUUAAGUUUUAAAUAUUAAAUAAAAGAGUAAAUUGUGUUAGAGAAUAGAUUAAACAAACAAAAAUUAUUACUUUUUAUUCUUUAUACACUCAUGGUUCCAUUAAAUGUAUCUAUCUAUCUAGCGAACUAUUAUCUUUUAUUGUUUUUCCUUAAAUCUUUUGUAUGCAUAGCGUUUGUGUAUAAUUGGUUUUCUUUAUUUAGUAAUAAAAUACUAUUAUAUUUAAAAGAAGAAAACAAAAAUAAUAUACAUCUUAUCAUAUAUAUUACUAUUGUGUUAUCUAUCUAAUAAUAUUAUAUUGUAAAUAAUUUAUAAAAUUCUAAAAGAAAAACAAAAAAUGCAUUAAAUGUAUUUUACAAAAAACA